AUGAUAUCCGAUGUGCAGCUGGCCGUGUUCUGCAACGUUCUGGGGGUGUUUCUCUUCCUCCUGGUCGUUGCAUUCCAUUACAUAAACGCCAACAUGGGAAGUACAACCGCAAAACCACAUGGAACGUAUUUGGGUACGGCAAACUGCAUCAGUUUUCGUUAA
Molecule: messenger RNA, 162 nt
Organism: Anopheles moucheti
Lineage: Eukaryota; Metazoa; Arthropoda; Insecta; Diptera; Culicidae
Product: dolichyl-diphosphooligosaccharide--protein glycosyltransferase subunit 4
Exons: 2
Coding region: 1-162 (53 amino acids)
Cellular component (GO): oligosaccharyltransferase complex
Source: RefSeq, a predicted model, not a curated record